AUGGAAAAAUACUGGGUUCCUAUAAUCGGUCGUUGCAGUUCUAUGUAUAUCUAUAAUGUUGAGAUGAAGUAUAAUCCUGAGAUAUCCGUCUCCUUGUUGAUGAAGAGUCGUCCUAAUAGUUGGAAUUUCGAGCACCGAAGCUGGCUGAUUCUGGCAUCCACCCUUUCUACCUCCGCUCUCUUCCUGACUGUAUUAAUUUGUGUCUUGCUAAUAGCUGGUCCAUUUGCUACGUGA
This is a messenger RNA of Amoebophrya sp. A25, 234 nucleotides long. Lineage: Eukaryota; Dinophyceae; Syndiniales; Amoebophryaceae. The record is from the annotation of a GenBank genome assembly.